Molecule: messenger RNA, 522 nt
Organism: Fragaria vesca subsp. vesca
Lineage: Eukaryota; Viridiplantae; Streptophyta; Magnoliopsida; Rosales; Rosaceae
Exons: 1
Coding region: 1-522 (173 amino acids)
Molecular function (GO): zinc ion binding
Source: RefSeq, a predicted model, not a curated record
AUGUGGUUUCAACUCAGGCAAGCCAAGCUCCCAGCAUACACCCUACUGAUAAGGAUUGCAACAAGAAGAGAGAAGAUGGACAAAGUUGUGGACACACUCUGCCCUACGCCUAUACUGUUUUUGGAGAAGAACAAAAGUAAGUCCUUAGCUGAAUGCAUCCCCAAGGGUACUGGUACGCCCGUGAUCGAGGUGGAAAGCAUUGGAGGAGAUACAUAUGUUGUUGAUCUCACAAGAACAUGUGCUUGUCGAAGGUGGGAUCUCACUGGCAUACCUUGCAAGCACGACAUUGUUGCCGUCAAUUUCAUGAGGCAAAAACCUGAAGAUUAUGUGGAUGCAUGCUACCUCAAAUCAACCUACAUGGUCAUUUACUCCCACACAGUGAAACCAGUGAAUGGGAUGGACCUUUGGAUACCUACUGAUUCAACUCCUAUCCUCCUACCACAGUACAAUAGGAAAUAUGGAAGGCCUAAGAAGAAAAGGAACAAGGAUGCAUAUGAGAAGGAGACUAAUGGCAAACUUUGA